Molecule: messenger RNA, 1560 nt
Organism: Knipowitschia caucasica
Lineage: Eukaryota; Metazoa; Chordata; Actinopteri; Gobiiformes; Gobiidae
Source: the annotation of a GenBank genome assembly
AUGAUCGUCACAGACUCAAACAGGAAGAAAUUUAGAAAUUACUGCAAGAAGACAGCCACAACACUGCGAGUGUCGGAAGCGUUAUCUGGUGUCUCACUUGGGGCUGAUGUUACUAUUCAGGGUUGGGUUCGCUCAGUCAGAUCUCAGAAGGAAAACCUCUUCUUUGAUGUGAAUGAUGGAAGCUCACUACAAUCCCUGCAGGUCAUUGCCUCAUCCAGUCUGAGUAACCUCGUCCCAACCUUUGGCAGUGCUGUUGAGGUCAGGGGUGUCCUAAAGAAAAGUCCUCACCCAAAACAACCGUUUGAGGUUGAAGCUGAAGAUAUUCACAUUGUUGGAGAGUGUAACCCUGUGGAGUUUCCCUUCAAGGUCAAAAAGAGGCAUAGCUCAGACUAUGUCCGGCAGUUUCCACAUCUGCGGUGUAGGACUAAUUCCUUUAGCUCCUUGUUGCGAAUACGAAGUGAAGCUACUGCAGCUAUUCACUCAUAUUUCAAGGAUAAGGGCUUUGUGCAGAUCCACACUCCCGUGAUCACAUCUAAUGACUGUGAAGGAGCAGGAGAACUCUUCCAAGUUGAAGCAACAUGUCCACAAGAUUCAGAAGAUGAUUCGUUCUUCUCUGUACCAGCCUAUCUCACAGUCUCUGGACAGCUUCACUUGGAGGUUAUGUCAGGCGCUUUUUCUAGAGUGUACACUUUUGGGCCAACAUUUCGUGCUGAAAACUCGCAGAGCAGACGUCACUUGGCUGAGUUUUACAUGGUGGAGGCGGAGCUCUCAUUCACACAGUCUGUUGAGGAUCUGACCAAGAUCAUGGAGGACAUGUUCAGAUCAGCCACAGAGCAGGUCUGGGCUCAGUGUUCAGACGAUGUAGAUUUGUUUCACAAACAUGUGACUCCAGGACACCGGGAAACUGUAGAGGCUAUGCUCAAAAAUAGGUUUGCUAUUAUUUCAUAUGGUGAAGCGAUAGACAUCUUGCAGCGCAGCUCAGAGGAUUUUGUCUUCCCCACAGAUUGGGGCUGUGACCUUCAAACUGAACAUGAGAAAUAUAUAGUCAAACAUUGUGGCAACUUGCCCGUCUUUGUCACUGAUUACCCAUAUGACUUAAAGCCAUUUUAUGCAAGAGACAACCAGGAUCAUCCUCAUACAGCAGCUGCUGUGGACCUGCUGGUGCCUGGGGUGGGAGAGCUGUGUGGCGGCUCCCUCAGAGAGGAGAGACUCGAUCUGCUCACUGCUCGCCUGGAGGCAGCUGGACUGGAGGAGACCUACAGUUGGUACCUUGAUUUGAGACGUUUUGGCUCUGCUCCUCAUGGUGGCUUUGGAAUGGGAUUUGAAAGAUAUCUGCAGUGCAUCCUGGGAAUCGACAACAUCAAAGAUUCCAUCCCUCGGCAGCUCGGUGGGCGUGGUAAGAGUUGGGAAAACAAACAGCAGACACCCCGUGCUACUUCCUUCGGCCGCAUCAGUUCAGUUCCUUCGCGGGUCUUCGGCAGCCGUCCGUGCGUAAAACACCUCUCCACCAUUGCGCACUGGAGUAGCGCACCGCCACCACCACCGCCGCGGUCCGCUUGA